GCAAGAACCACCAAACUAGAAAGAACGAUACCACAAGAAAUCAAAGCUCACAAAUAUGUGGUUUUCCUCCAUUUAACAUUUUCUUUACUUUCUCUCUCUUCUUUCUCUUCAUUUAUUACACCUUCAUUUCCCAUCCCUUCUCUCUCUCUUUCUCCGUCUCAAAAUUUGCCCUUUUUUGGCCCACUAUCAACUUAAAUGGCCAUUGGGCUCUCCAUCGUUGCCGUUGGGAGUUCCCACCAGGCCUUACCUCUACUUUCUGGGCCCAGCCCAAAGCCCACUUCUUUUCUCGGCCCAAUCUCCUUCCUCUCCCCUCCGACUCACCGGAGAUUCCCGGUUUUCCGGUCAAAGAGGAGAGAGAAAAUUCAUACAAUUUGCUUCGUUCUUGAGGAACGUAAAUUGAGUGGUUUUGUUGAAACUGAGAGUACAAGUACUAGUGGUAAAGAAGAUGAUGACAGUAGUGGUGUUAUUAUUACAAGGGUGAGCACCGACAACGAUGACAGACAAAUUGCAGCCGCACGAUUAUUGGAGAAAUUAGCUAGGAAGAAAUCUGAACGGUCCACUUAUUUGGUUGCUGCUGUUAUGUCUAGCUUUGGUGUCAUUUCUAUGGCUGUUAUGGCUGUUUAUUACCGUUUCUACUGGCAAAUGGAGGGAGGAGAAGUACCUGUUACAGAAAUGUUGGGUACAUUUGCUCUCUCGUUUGGCGCCGCUGUAGGGAUGGAAUUUUGGGCGAGAUGGGCACAUAAAGCUCUUUGGCAUGCAUCUUUGUGGCACAUGCACGAGUCUCAUCAUAAACCCAGAGAAGGACCUUUUGAGCUAAAUGAUGUGUUUGCAAUUAUAAAUGCAGUCCCAGCUAUUGGCCUCCUUUCCUAUGGAUUCUUCCAUAAAGGCCUUGCCCCUGGUCUUUGUUUUGGAGCUGGACUCGGAAUAACAGUAUUCGGUAUAGCUUACAUGUUUGUGCAUGAUGGUCUUGUCCACAAACGGUUCCCCGUUGGUCCUAUUGCGGAUGUUCCUUAUUUCAGAAUGGUAGCUGCCGCCCACAAGCUACACCACUCAGAUAAAUUUAAUGGAGUACCAUAUGGGCUGUUCUUGGGACCAAAGGAGCUUGAGGAGGUGGGAGGUCUUGAGGAGUUGGAGAAAGAAAUCAACCGUAGGAUCAAGUCAUCUAGAGGUUCAUAAUUGAUCAGAAUGAUGCUAGAUGGGGCCGUUUUGCUGUUCUUGUCCAAAAACUAGAGUUUUAGAUGAUUUUUUUUAAUUUAAAUUAAAAAAAAAAGAAAUUUAUUAGAUUUCCUAGUAGAGAAGGAAAAAGUUAUUUUAGGAUGACUAAAUUCUACAUGUAUAGCUGUUGGUUCCGCGACUGCGCCAUGUAUAUCAUGCUGUAUCAUGCCAAAUGAAAUAUAAAUAUUGGACGUGAACAAUAUUGAUUGAGAUGUAAACAUAAUUCUAAAUGGAAAAAAAGAGAGGGUGAAGUAUUAUGUUUUUCCUCUGUUAUAAAUAAAUGCAUCAAAUUAACUGGA
Beta vulgaris subsp. vulgaris (sugar beet) is the source of this 1514-nucleotide messenger RNA. RefSeq names its product beta-carotene hydroxylase 2, chloroplastic. Gene Ontology annotation, cellular component: chloroplast. The transcript has 7 exons. Lineage: Eukaryota; Viridiplantae; Streptophyta; Magnoliopsida; Caryophyllales; Amaranthaceae. Gene Ontology annotation, biological process: carotene metabolic process; xanthophyll biosynthetic process. Gene Ontology annotation, molecular function: beta-carotene 3-hydroxylase activity. The coding region runs from base 196 to 1176 and encodes 326 amino acids. The record is from RefSeq and is a predicted model, not a curated record.